Molecule: messenger RNA, 1863 nt
Organism: Callithrix jacchus (white-tufted-ear marmoset)
Lineage: Eukaryota; Metazoa; Chordata; Mammalia; Primates; Cebidae
Gene: CALHM3
Product: calcium homeostasis modulator 3
Cellular component (GO): plasma membrane
Molecular function (GO): monoatomic cation channel activity
Source: RefSeq, a predicted model, not a curated record
CACCGCGCUCCCCGGAUGCGGGGGCGAGCGAGCCAACGCUAACGUUCGGUUUCCCUAGCCCCAGGUACCCGGCCUGGCGCACAGUGGAGAGCUCAGGGAAACACGUCAGUGAGGGAGCGGAUGCUUGAAUAAAGGAAUUAAGAUUAGGACCCCGGCUCUCAGCCUGAGUAGGGGAGCUAGGGCAAGGGUUCAGAGUAGGAACCCCGGGCAGUCUCCCUGCUGCACGGAUGCCACUGGGGGCCUUUGAAUUCGCACGAACCAGACCCGCAAGCCUGGGGCUCUGGCCAAGCUGAGGGAACAGAUCUCCGGGACAGAUCUUCAGAAGACCACCAGCUCUGAACUGAGUGGUUCUAUCAGCUGUAACAAGGCAUCACACCCUUAAAUGUCUGGGACUCCAAGCAAGCUAGAAAUAUCUGUGACAGCCGCCCUCUCUCUGGGAUCUGGAGGGAAAGACAGACCCGACCCCAGCCUCAGCCUCCCGGAUGCCUAGGAUCACGUGUGCAAGCAGCUGCAGAUGGUCACAGCAGCACUUCCAGUCGAGCUCAGAGUCGGUGAUGAAUGGCAUCUGCCUGCUGCUGGCUGCGGUCACCGUCAAGCUGUACUCCUCCUUUGACUUCAACUGUCCCUGCCUGGCGAGCUACAAUGCACUCUACGGCCUGGGCCUGCUGCUCACACCCCCAUUCGCCCUGUUUCUCUGCGGCCUCCUCGCCAACCGGCAGUCCGUGGUGAUGGUUGAGGAGUGGCGCCGGCCCUCGGGGCACCGGAGGAAGGACCCAGGCAUCAUCAGGUACAUGUGCUCCUCUGUGCUGCAGAGGGCGCUGGCCGCCCCCCUGGUCUGGAUCCUGCUGGCCCUCCUUGAUGGGAAGUGCUUCGUGUGUGCCUUCAGCAGCUCUGUGGACCCUGAGAAGUUUCUGGACUUUGCCAACAUGACCCCCAGUCAGGUACAGCUGUUUCUGGCCAAGGUUCCCUGCAAGGAGGACGAGCUGGUCAGGGAUAGCCCUGCUCGGAAGGCAGUGUCUCGUUACCUGCGGUGCCUGUCACAGGCCAUUGGCUGGAGUGUCACUCUGCUGCUGAUCAUCGUGGCCUUCCUGGCCCGCUGCCUGAGGCCCUUCUUCGACCAGACAGUCUUCCUGCAGCGCAGAUACUGGAGCAACUACGUCGACCUGGAGCAGAAGCUCUUCGACGAGACCUGCUGUGAGCAUGCGCGGGACUUCGCGCACCGCUGCGUGCUGCACUUCUUCGCCAGCAUGCAGAAUGAGCUGCAGGCGCGGGGGCUGCGCCGCCAUCCUGCAGACAGGAGCCCUGAGCCCUGCCCAGUGCCUGAGCCCCCAGAAGACCUGGACAGUGGCAGCGGGAAGGCCCAUCUGCGCGCAAUCUCCAGCCGGGAGCAGGUGGACCGCCUCCUGAGCACCUGGUACUGCAGCAAGCCGCCACUGGACCUCGCUGCAUCUCUCGGGCUCUGGGGGGGUGGCCUUAGCCACCGCGCCCCUACCUUGGCACUGGGCACCAGGUUGUCCCAGCACACCGACGUGUAGGGUCCCGGGUCUUUCCAGGCCGUGGGGACCCCACAGCAAGGCAGCCUAAGUCUUGUUGGCCUCCUUUUUAAAGUAGCCCAAUCUCUGCCUGGUGUGGCCUCCAGGUGCUUCACAGACUUUAAAAUGGACUCGCUUGACCGAGGUCCUUGUUAAAUACAGGUUCAGACUCAGUGCAGCCAGGACUGAGUCUGAGAUUCCGCAGUUUAAACAAGCUCCCGGGCGAUGCUGAUGUGCUUUUGGUCAGUGGACCAAACUUUGAGUAGCAAGAAUCUAAAUACAUCUGCCAAGGGUCUGGGCUCUAGAUUUCAAUUCUAAAUAAUAAUAAUGA